Molecule: messenger RNA, 609 nt
Organism: Lycium barbarum (goji berry)
Lineage: Eukaryota; Viridiplantae; Streptophyta; Magnoliopsida; Solanales; Solanaceae
Product: NAD(P)H-quinone oxidoreductase subunit H, chloroplastic-like
Exons: 1
Coding region: 1-609 (202 amino acids)
Molecular function (GO): quinone binding; NAD binding; NADH dehydrogenase (ubiquinone) activity
Source: RefSeq, a predicted model, not a curated record
AUGGAUCUGAUUCUUAUGUUAUCCAUUCGUAAUGGCAUUAUUGGGGGAGACGAAGCAUUAAAUUGGGGUUUAUCGGGACCAAUGCUACGAGCUUCCGGAAUAGAAUGGGAUCUUCGUAAAGUUGAUCAUUAUGAGUCUUACGACGAAUUUGAUUGGCAGGUUCAAUGGCAACGAGAAGGGGAUUUAUUAGCUCGUUAUUUAGUACGAAUUGGUGAAAUGACAGAAUCCAUAAAGAUUAUUCAACAGGCUCUGGAAGGAAUUCCAGAAGGGCCUUACGAAAAUUUAGAAAUCCGACGUUUUGACAGAUUAAAAGAUCCUGAAUGGAAUGAUUUUGAAUAUUGGUUUAUUAGUAAAAAACCCUCUCCAACUUUUGAAUUGUCGAAACAAGAACUUUAUGUGAGAGUUGAAGCCCCAAAAGGAGAAUUGGGAAUUUUUCUCAUAGGAGAUCAGAGCGUUUUUCCUUGGAGAUGGAAAAUUCGCCCACCAAGUUUUAUCAAUUUGCAAAUUCUUCCUCAGUUAGUUAAAAGAAUGAAAUUGGCUGAUAUUAUGACAAUACUAGGUAGCAUAGAUAUCAUUAUGGGAGAAGUUGAUCGUUGUAUUGAUGUAUGA